This is a messenger RNA of Nezara viridula (southern green stink bug), 1101 nucleotides long. The record is from the annotation of a GenBank genome assembly. NCBI's taxonomy places the organism in Eukaryota, Metazoa, Arthropoda, Insecta, Hemiptera, Pentatomidae.
AGGCAAUCGUCCAGUACGGUUGUGUUUUUACAUUACCCAAGUUAGUGUCUGUGAUCUAAAGGAAUUAUUUUAUAUAAAAUAAAUAUUUCGUAGAUAGCUAACGAUAAACGUUUAAUCCAAUCAUGCUCCAGUACUGCGUUAUAGUCAUCUUCAUCGCUCUUGUCCCAGAAGCGCAUCCCUUCAAAUCGAACUCCUCUAUUAUCAUCUACCACCUCGUCGAUGAAUUCAGCGGCUUCAUCCUGUCGGAGCUGAAGCAUAUGGUAACCUGGCCCUCCGGGAACCAUUUCCUCGGCCCAGUCUACAGCUUCGCCAUCCACGAAAGGUAUUGUGCCGACUUCUCCACCUUGACGAUUGUGGAAGAACCAAGAAUCAACGCCACAUAUCAUAAGACUACGGGUACGAUGGUCUACCAUUGCGACGUAGUCCUUGGAUUAAGCAUCCUCCACUUCGGCUUCAUACUGGAUCUGAACAUCGUUGGCCAGCCCUGGGAGAGCUCUGAUGUGAGAAUAAACGCUAACGAUAACGCUUGGGAGGUGUCCUUCGACGUCCACGUCAACGAGGAUGGGUUCUGCAAGGUCUAUUUCGUGGACAGUGCGAUACUCUACUUGGGCAAUUACGAAAUUGCCAUCGAGCCUCAGAACCACUUUAUAAGGCGGUGGGUGCUCUGGAUGCUAACUCGUGGAAUCGUUUGGACCUACCAUGACAUCUGGAACGAAAUGCUAAAAGGAACCGUUCGUGAAGAGUUUAAGUCUCCGGGGGUCAUCGAAGUGAUUUGCAAGGCUUUUACCUCAAGGAAUCCCUAGCACUGUAACAUAAGAUUCCCUAAUCUGUGUGUAAUAUAUCGUUUAAAUAAUAAAUAUUUUUUUAAUAAUAAAUUAUAUCGAUGAAUAAUAAUUUUUUUAACAUAAAUAUACUUUAUUUUCAGAAAUUUAAUUCAACAAAAAGUAAUUAAAAAUUGAAUUUGUUUACAUUUCUGAUAUAUUUAGGAAUCACAAUCAUUUUUAUAUAUUUUAUAUUAAAAGUUUUAAGAUUAUGUAUCUACUGAACAGUUUCAAACUGUAAAGUAUUUUAAAAUAUAAAAGCUAAAUUAUUAUGAAAAGU